Messenger RNA from Hypoxylon fragiforme, 1208 nucleotides. RefSeq lists its product as uncharacterized. The transcript has a single exon. Lineage: Eukaryota; Fungi; Ascomycota; Sordariomycetes; Xylariales; Hypoxylaceae. The record is from RefSeq and is a predicted model, not a curated record. Bases 290 to 1111 code for a protein of 273 amino acids.
AAAAUAAUUGCAAUACAAGGUAGUACCCAGUAACUAGCUACGCGACGCGAAAACUGCGGUAGCUUGGGUACAUGUAAAUAUAUACUUAAAUUCUUAAGAGUACCACUACAGUCUACUACUUAUUACUACACACUAAAGCAUAGGCACCUACAUAUAUCAGUACAUACUAAGUAAUUUCAAUAUCUUACCUGCUUGCUUUAUCAUAUCUUGGAGGGAUAAAGUGGUGAUAUGCACGGGCCGUUUUGCAAUAUAUGAACCCUUUUAUUUAUUAACCAAACAUACAACAGCCAUGAUCUCGAUUAUCUCAGACGAAGUACUCGAAGCCGCCCGGGAGAUGAACAGGCGCGAUGUUCGUCGAGCCGAGGGAGUUCUUAACGAUGAUGACAGGGAAAUCGCCAACGCCGACUCGCCCAUGAAAGAGGACGAUAAGAUCUGGGCAAAAUACCAAGGCAUCACCGGCCUAAAAGGUGUCCGGGGCAAGCCCAUCAAAGUUGGGAGUUCUCAUUACUCAUAUGGACCCUACUCUCGCAACCGACGAAUUCUAGCAGACGUCGCGCUUGCUGCUGGGUGGGAUGUUGAGGAGGCGAGGCACUUUGAAGAGCGAUGCGUCACAAGGAUGGCUAUACACGAGAAGAAUGUUGUGGCGUUGGACCUCUCCGAUCCGAACGAACCCAAGUUAAAAAACGGCAGGCCAUUCACCUUCCAGAAUAUUCCGUGGCCCUUUCUUCGGCGCUACAUCGAAGCUGUGAUGAGAAAGAUGGACCCAGAUAAGCGGAGAGACGUCAAAGCAGCCGUCUUGAAUCUAUAUGAAGUCAACUCUAAAACUGGCAAGAAAGUCUUGCCAGCCCACUCACCCGGUCUCAAACGGAUUAGCGACGAUGACUUGCCUGUCUACGAUGCUGACCUGAAGCGCGCGCAGGAUGAGCUGGACAGAAUAGGUCGCCCUUACGCAAUGCUACGAAUGGCGUUUGAUCGAAGAUACGUACCGCCUGUCGAAGUCAAGAAAGACAUCAAAGAUUACCUCUUGUCUAGUAGCAUGUCCAAAGAAGACUUUUGCAGAGCCACUGAUGUGACAGAGGAUGAAUUUGACGCUUUCAUGCUCAAGGGGUAGCAGGAUUCACAAUAGAUAGCAAAGUCUUCCACAAUGCAUCCCUGUUCAUCAACCGUCAAAAUGAGGAUAAGGGACUCGCAAAUAAGAAGAAAUAAUA